Kogia breviceps (pygmy sperm whale) is the source of this 1539-nucleotide messenger RNA. RefSeq names its product schlafen family member 5-like. NCBI's taxonomy places the organism in Eukaryota, Metazoa, Chordata, Mammalia, Artiodactyla, Physeteridae. The record is from RefSeq and is a predicted model, not a curated record.
AUGAAUGAAGAUAUCAUGUCAGAAGACUGUAAUACAUUUUGCACCUCCGUCAACAAGAGGAAGUUUUGCCGUGGAACACUGUACCACCGAGGGAAGCCCUUGUGCUCCUCUUUGUGCCACAGACAUAGAACAUGUACUAAUGUCAUUAAUUCUCAGGAAGCACUGGCAUUCCCCAAAGGUAGGAUUCAGACUCUUACAAAUAUUAAUGAUUCUUAUUCAUUAAGUCCACAGAAAUUUCAGGUUCAUGUACAAAAUGAAGGUAACAUAAAGGCUUCAGCUGCUGCUUUAUUUGAUAGCACUCACCACCUUCAGUACCAGGAAAAGGUCAACUUUACUAGGUCCACACGCGUUGAAUUUAAGAUGUUCUCAAUAGAGAUGACACCAUGUUUACCCAGGUGUGUUUCUGCAUUUGCAAACACUGAGGGAGGGUUUGUAUUUUUUGGCCUGCAUGAUGAGACCCAUCAAGUCACUGGAUGUGAAAAAGAGAAAACAGAUCUUGCCACCUUGAGGGCUUCUAUUGAUCGCUAUAUUAGGAAGUUACCAGUCCAUCAUUUAUGUACACAGAGGCAUGAGAUAAAAUAUGCCACCAAAUUCACUGCAGUACACAAGUAGGGUGCCUUCCAUGGAUAUGUCUGUGCAGUCAGCGUGGAAUGAUUCUGCUGUGCAGUGUUUGCCAAAGUGCAUCAUUCCUGGCGGGUGAAGAACAAUCGUGAGACAGCUGGCCACAAGGAAUGGGAAUAGAAUCAUCAAUGAUUUUAAUGUUUGCUGAGGUGGGAGGAGGUGGGGAAGGAGGAAAGGGAGAUAUUAUUUCAGAAUCUGGGGAAAGAGAGGUACCCUCAGAGUUGCAGAUGCCUGACAUUAAUUCCUAGAGAUACAGUUGGUGGAUCAUUGCCCCUCUUUCCCUCUGCCCAUCUUGAAUAUCCUGCAUUCAACAAAUAGAUGCUCUGGCCUAGUAGACUAACUAGAGGUUGGUGCAGAAGGCUGUUUGACCUAGCAAUUUGUUUUCAUAUCCUUUCUUGUGUUCAUAUUCAAGUCUCUUCUUUCCCUUUCUAAUUAUGAACUCACAUUUACUUUUACAGGAAAUUCCUUUUUCACGUGUACCUACGUGUCCUCUUUAAUUUACUGUCACUUUUCCUUGCCUCUGCAUUCUUGUAUGGUUCCCUCAUCAAAUAUUCUUUCUCAUAGACUCACUUCCAUUUUUGAACAAAAACACAAUCAAACCCCUCUUUUCUCACUUUUCCUUUCAAAAGCCAACAUGUGAUGCUAAUGACUGACAGGCCGAAGAGUAGUGUUGGUGAUACGCAUGCACCUUGGAAAAGGAAAGCCUGAGAUAAAAUCAGACAAAAGAAAAUCAAUUAUAACUUAAAGAAAAGUCCAGAAAAACAAAGUCCAUUUCCGGAUCUUCUCAAAAAUCUAUAUUCAUUGACCUUCACAUCUUCUGGUCUUAUUUUUUUUUUAAUAUAAGCACUAUAUAUAUAGUGCUUAUAUUUAUAAUAUAUACAUAUAUCCAUAUAUAUAUUUAAAGAUAUGCCCACGAGU